GACGGCUUCCGGGAUUUGGCGGGGCCUUUGUCUCUAGCUGCUGCGGGAGCUCCAGGUCUAGUCUUUACUGCUCUGUGUAUUCUGCUCCUAGAGGCCCAGCCUCUGUGGCUCCGUUAUCUGCAGGUAUUGAGAGAUGCACAGCUAAGAUGCCAGGACCACCUGGAAGCCUAGAAAUGGGACCACUGACAUUUAGGGAUGUGGCCAUAGAAUUCUCUCUGGAGGAGUGGCAAUGCCUGAACACUGCACAACGGAAUUUAUAUAGGAAAGUGAUGUUUGAGAACUACAGAAACCUGGUCUUCCUGGGUAUUGCUGUCUCUAAGCCUCACCUGAUAACCUGUUUGGAGCAAGGAAAAGAGCCCUGGAAUAGGAAGAGACAGGAGAUGGUAGCCAAACCCCCAGAAUCUCAUUCUGUCGCCCAGGCUGGAGUGCAGUGGUGUGAUCUCGACUCACUGCAACCUCUGCCUCCCGAGUUCAAGCAAUUCUCUUGCCUCAGCCUCUCGAGUAGCUGGAAUUACAGUUAUAUAUUCUUAUUUCACUGAAGACCUUUGGCCAGAGCAUAGCAUAAAAGAUUCUUUUCAAAAAGUGAUACUGAGAGGAUACGGAAAAUGUGGACAUGAGAAUUUACAAUUAAGAAUAAGUUGUAAAAGUGUGGAUGAGUCUAAGGUGUUCAAAGAAGGUUAUAAUGAACUUAACCAAUGUUUGACAACUACCCAGAGCAAAAUAUUUCAAUGUGAUAAAUACGUGAAAGUCUUUCAUAAAUUUUCAAAUUCAAACAGUCAUAAGAAAAGAAAUACUGGAAAGAAGUUUUUCAAAUGUAAAGAAUGUGGCAAAUCAUUUUGCAUGCUUUCACAUCUAACACAACAUAUAAGAAUUCACACUAGAGAGAAUUCUUACAAAUGUGAGGAAUGUGGCAAAGUUCUUAACUGGUUCUCAGAGCUUAUUAAACAUAAGGGAAUUCAUAUGGGAGAGAAACCCUACAAAUGUGAGGAAUGUGGCAAAGCCUUUAACCAAUCCUCAACCCUUAUUAAACAUAAGAAAAUUCAUAUUGAAGAGAAACCCUUCAAAUGUGAAGAAUGUGGCAAAGCCUUUAGUUUAUUCUCAAUCCUUAGUAAACAUAAGAUAAUUCAUACUGGAGACAAACCUUACAAAUGUGAUGAAUGUCACAAAGCCUUUAACUGGUUUGCAACCCUUACUAACCAUAAGAGAAUUCAUACUGGAGAGAAACCCUUCAAAUGUGAAGAAUGUGGCAAAGACUUUAACCAGUUUUCAAACCUUACUAAACAUAAGAAAAUUCAUACUGGAGAGAAACCCUACAAAUGUGAAGAAUGUGGCAAAGCUUUUAACCAGUUUGCAAACCUUACUAGACAUAAGAAAAUUCAUACUGGAGAGAAAUCCUACAAAUGUGAAGAAUGCGGCAAAGCUUUUAUACAGUCCUCAAACCUUACUGAACAUAUGAGAAUUCAUACUGGAGAGAAACCCUACAAAUGUGAAGAAUGUGGCAAAGCUUUUAAUGGGUGCUCCAGCCUUACUCGACAUAAGAGAAUUCACACUAGAGAGAAUACCUACAAAUGUGAAGAAUGUGGCAAAGGCUUUACUUUAUUUUCAACCCUUACUAACCAUAAAGUAAUUCAUACUGGAGAGAAAUCCUACAAAUGUGAUGAAUGUGGCAAUGUUUUUAACUGGCCUGCAACUCUUGCUAAUCAUAAGAGAAUUCAUGCUAGAGAGAAACCCUACAAAUGUGAAGAAUGUGGCAAAGCUUUUAACCGGUCCUCACACCUUACUAGACAUAAGAAAAUUCAUACUGGUGAGAAACUGUACAAACCUGAAAAAUGCGACAGUAAUUUUGAUAACACCUAAAACUUUUCUAAACAUAAAAGACACCAUCCUGUUGAGAAACCCUAAAAAUGUGAAGAAUUUGACAAAGCCUUCCAAUGAUUGUUACACUUGCUUGUAGGUAAGAUAAUUUAUAUUGGAGAAAACUUUAUAAGUGUAAAGAAUGUGACAAAACUUAACCAAUACUCACAUCUUAUUGCACAGGAAAGCAUUUUUACUUGAGAAAGAUUGUACAAGUAUAAAGAAUGUGAAAAAGUCAUUGAUAUCUUUUCACAUCUUACUCAACACCAGAGUUUAUACUUAUUAAAAGCAUUAUAAUGCAAUUACUGUCAAAAGAAAUUUCAGAAAAUAUAACACUUUAAAGUGAAGAAGCAUGUUUAUUUUGAAGACAAACAUAACAAAUAUAAGGAGCAUAGGAGGGUUGUAGUACCUUUACUUGUAUUACAAAUCUUAUUGUACACAUUUUGUACUAGAGAAAAACACUGAAGCAGUUGCUCAAACUUUGUUCAACAUCAGGGAAUUUAUAUUGGAGAAAAAUCCUGCAAAUGUAAUGAAUUUGGAAAAACAUUUUUUUUCAAAAACUACAGCGUAGAAGACACGAGUUUAUAUUGAAAUGUGUUUUUGCAGAUGCAGUAAGUAUGAAAAAUAUUUAAUCCAAAAUUGAGUCUAUGUAAAUAUUAAAUAAUUUACAGUAGAAAUAACUAAGGCACUGACACUUUAGACAUUACACUAAAACAGAGUGUUGAGUAUAAAAAAAUCUAUAAGUUGUUAGAUUAUUUGUAAAUAACUUUAAAAGGAGUAGAAGAUUCUUUGGAGAGUUAUAAUUACAUUGAAAGUAUACUUUUUUUCUUGAAAAAAUUAUAGCUUAUUUGAAAAGUAAAUAAUGAUGAAAUUCAACUCUCAAAUUACUUUAUUUCAUUCCUAUUGUAUUCACAUGUGAAAGCAUGUGAUAAAUUGUUGCUGUGUCAGAUAUAGGAGAGAUUCUUUUUUAUUAGAUGGGCAUUAUUUAUGGUUUUUUCUGUGGAAGAGUAUGGGCAUUAAAAUGUAAGGUUUAUGAUGAAAAUCUAAGUGGAGAGGCCCUUGUUAGUUUACUUUUCAUAUUGAGUGAUGCAUGAGGUAGGUGUUCAGAGUAAUGUUCUGCAUCAUAGAGAAAAGCAUUUUUAACUUUAAAUUAAAUGUAAUUAAAUUACUAGUGAAUCAUUUUACUAAUUGUACUUUUAUGCUAUAAAUGCAGUACAUUUGAAAAUUUUUAGAUUAUGUAUAAGCUUAAUUUUGUAAUUAAACAUUUCUUUAACAUUUUAA
This is a messenger RNA of Pan troglodytes (chimpanzee), 3135 nucleotides long. RefSeq names its product zinc finger protein 680 (gene ZNF680). Gene Ontology annotation, cellular component: nucleus. Gene Ontology annotation, molecular function: RNA polymerase II transcription regulatory region sequence-specific DNA binding; DNA-binding transcription factor activity, RNA polymerase II-specific. Lineage: Eukaryota; Metazoa; Chordata; Mammalia; Primates; Hominidae. The transcript has 5 exons. The record is from RefSeq and is a predicted model, not a curated record. Bases 147 to 539 code for a protein of 130 amino acids. Gene Ontology annotation, biological process: regulation of transcription by RNA polymerase II.